Spea bombifrons (plains spadefoot toad) is the source of this 3103-nucleotide messenger RNA. RefSeq names its product ADAM metallopeptidase domain 12 (gene ADAM12). Gene Ontology annotation, molecular function: metalloendopeptidase activity. Gene Ontology annotation, biological process: proteolysis. Bases 73 to 2829 code for a protein of 918 amino acids. The record is from RefSeq and is a predicted model, not a curated record. Lineage: Eukaryota; Metazoa; Chordata; Amphibia; Anura; Pelobatidae. The transcript has 23 exons.
CCCCUGUAACUGUAUAUUAUGGUGCUGCGCUCCUCGCACAGCUGAUGAAAGCUCUGUUUCAGUCUGGAUAAAAUGUCAGAAAACCUGAAACCAGAACAACCAUUUUCUGUAACAUUCCAGAUAUUUAUCCUGCUGUUGUGCGCAAGCGGUGUGUUUAUUUCUUCCCGGGCACAAGGACAAAAAGUGGAGAGUAAUUGGAAAUGGUCUAGACAAUGGAUAGAAGAGGAACACUUCAGACAUUCUGAGACAAUAGUGCCCUACCUUUUAAGUGGGGAUCAGUGGAAGCCUAUAGGUCCCAUCUUUUCAAAGGAUUAUCCGUCGGUGCUAAAACUUCUAUUAAAAGCUAAAGAUGGACAACUGUUGAUUAACCUCAAGAGAAAUGAGGGGCUUUUUGCCAGGAGCUUUACUGCAAAACACUACAAGGAAGAUGGUACUGUUGUUACCGCCGCACAUAAUAACUCGGAACGCUGCUAUUACCAUGGUAAAGUGCAAGGAUACCACGAUUCGGAUGUUAGUCUUAGCGCAUGCAUGGGCCUCAGGGGAUUAAUUACACUUGAAAAUCAAGCAUAUGUUUUGGAGCCACAGGCUAAUUCUACAACCAGCCACCUCUUUUACAAAGCAGAACAUCUAAAACUGGCUUCUGGAUCCUGUAGCCAACAUUUUAACCUCUCAGGCACAUCUUUGAAUGACACCUUACAGUAUGCACAAGAUUUAAGAAGGCACAAAAGGGACGCUUUGAAAAUAACCAAGUACGUGGAGCUGGUUAUUGUAGCUGAUAAUCGUGAGUUUCAAAGACAAGGCAAAGAUGUGGAUAGAGUUAAACAUAGACUCAUAGAAAUGGCAAAUUAUGUCGAUAAGUUUUUCAGGCCAUUGGAUAUUCGGGUGGCUUUGGUCGGAGUGGAGAUAUGGAGCGACACAGAUAAGUGUGCAAUAACGCAAGAUCCUUUUACAAGUCUUCACGAAUUCUUGGAUUGGAGGAAACUACAUUUACUACCUCAGAAGCCCCAUGAUAAUGCACAGCUAGUAAGCGGGGUUUAUUUCCAAGGUACAACUAUUGGCAUGGCUCCUAUAAUGAGCAUGUGCACUGCAGACAAAUCAGGUGGUGUUGUUAUGGACCAUUCUGACAAUCCUCUUGGAGCAGCCGUAACACUCGCGCAUGAACUUGGCCACAAUUUUGGGAUGAAUCAUGAUACCCUGGAAAGAGGUUGCAACUGCAAAGGAUCUGACAGAGGAGGCUGCAUCAUGACACCAUCGACAGCAUACCCUUUCCCUACAGUAUUUAGCAGCUGCAGCAAAAAGGAUUUGGACAGCAGCCUGGAAAAGGGAGUGGGUAUGUGUCUAUAUAACAUGCCUGAAGUUACAAAACCAUUUGGAGAACAGAAGUGUGGAAACGGAUAUGUGGAAGAAGGAGAACAGUGUGAUUGUGGAGAGCCAGAAGAAUGUACGAACAGCUGCUGUAAUGCCACUACAUGUAUGUUAGUGGAAGGAGCCGUGUGCGCCCACGGACUUUGCUGUGAAAACUGCAAGCUGAAACCAGGAGGAACACCAUGCAGGGAUUCGAGUAACUUUUGCGAUCUACCGGAGUUCUGUACCGGAACCAGUGCCCACUGCCCAGCCAAUGUUUACCUACACGAUGGGCAGCCAUGUCAUAAAUUAGAUGGAUACUGUUAUAAUGGGAUGUGUCAAACCCAUGAGCAACAGUGUGUCACGCUCUGGGGGCCAGGUGCCAAGCCUGCCCCUAGUAUUUGCUUUGAAAGAGUGAAUUCGGCUGGAGAUCCCUAUGGGAACUGUGGGAAGGACACCGCGGGGGCAUUUAUGAAGUGUGAAAGCAGAGAUGCCAAAUGUGGAAAAAUUCAGUGUCAAGGAGGAGCAAACCGCCCUGUGAUUGGUACGAACGCUGUUUCCAUAGAAACCAAUAUUCCUCAGCAAGAAGGCGGAAAGAUCCUGUGCCGUGGUACCCACGUUUACCUGGGAGAUGACCUGCCGGACCCCGGGCUCGUACUAGCCGGCACCAAGUGCGAAGACGGAAAAAUAUGCGUCAACCGCCAGUGCCAGAACAUCAGCAUAUUUGGCGUUCACGAAUGCGCCGUCAAAUGCCACGGACACGGAGUUUGUAACAAUAAGAAGAAUUGUCAUUGUGAAGCUGAAUGGGCUCCUCCAUAUUGUGAGAGACCGGGCUAUGGAGGGAGUGUGGACAGCGGGCCCAUGAGAUUUACCGAUAACAGAAGUUUAAUCACGGGAAUACUUGUAACUAUUAUCUGCAUCACGGCAGCUGCUUUUACGAUAUACCUCAAAAGACGGACUGUUUUUGGGUGGCUUUUUACAUAUAAAAAGAGCACUGUUGAAAAAUUAAGGUCAGUAACUCCAUCAAGAGCUGGGUGUUCCAAUGAAGCUAAUCAAGAGCGCAGCACAACCCUCAGUAAGCAUCUUUUGAGCAAAGCCACGGGGGCAGAAAAGGAGAGUGAAAGGUUGAAGAGAUUGCCACGGUUCCAGCCCGUUGACAUUAGUCAUCCUAUAAGGAUACUUGAUGUACCUUCACACAGAAUCCCACAGCAAGCCCAACCACGGCUCUACAACCUACCUAUCCAGAAAUCGGUGCCAGCGCGUCCACUUCCCGCGAAACCCUCUGCCAAGCCGGGAUCUUUCAUACCAAGACCUCCACAGAAACCACUGCCAGCAGAUCCUUUGAAUAAAACUACGCGAUUUGACAGCGCCUCAAGCACAGUGUAUGAACAUCAAGAAACAGUGCCUCAGAUUACUCCUGUGAGACCAGCGCCCAAGUGUCCUCCUCCACACCAUCGAUCCUUCAAACCUGCUCAUCAGAUAUAAGAACCCGAAUGCCUUAUGUGAACUUUGCACUGUCUCAACUCAUGUUGGAGUUUGUUUACGUAAAUCAACACUUUUUUAAUACUUAAAAAAACUUGUAUUUUGGAAGAUAAAACUGAGCUUAUUUGCCUUUGGUGCUAUGCCAUGCUGUGGUGCUCUACAUAUUUGCUCAGGUACUUGUAAAUUAUUAAUUUAUGUUUUGUAUUUAGUACAGUGCAGUGCAUUGUGUUAGAUAUAUUUAACCAAAAAUGGCGUUUUCCUUGAAAAGGGGAAUAUU